CGUCAUUGACGCUGAGCGCUGUCAGGAAUCUUUGCUGUGGUUCAGUCAAGCCCAGGUGUGAGCUUUUGAUGAACAGCCAGGUCAUGUCAUUAAAGAUGGAGAUGGACGUCAGUGGAGUGUCCAGGACACCCGUAUCCAUUCUACCUGCCGCUGAGGUCAAAACCACCUUAAAACCUGAGGCCGACAAGCCCCGCUGCUCCAGCACUCCCUGCUCCCCCAUUAAAAGUACUGUCUCAGGAUACCAAAUCCUUCACAUCAAUUCAAACUAUAUGGUGGGUUUCACUACUGGUGAGGAGCUUCUUAAAUUAGCCCACAAGUGGUCUAGUCCAGAGAACAGCCACACAGAGGCCUUGUCCAGCCCCGUGAAAAAGCCUGUGGAUUUAGGUCUCCACAGGACCUCUCGGAUUUACAAAGCCAAAAGCCGCUACUACCAACCGUAUGACAUCCCAGCAAUCAACGGGCGCAGGAGACGACGCAUGCCGAGUUCAGGUGAGAGCUGCUUGAAAUCCAUGGUGGCCGGGGAGUCCAGCAAGGCUUUACGUGGUCCCCUUCCCGUCUGCCUUUUGAAGAGCAAGCGGAUGCAUUCAAAGUCUCUGGACUACCUCAACCUGGACAAGAUGAGUCUCAGGGAGCCAGCGGACACGGAGGUGCUGCAGUACCAGCUUCAGCACCUCACCCUGAGGGGCGAGCGCAUGUUCACUCGCAAUAAGACAUGAAUGAUUGGAUGCUCCUUCAAAACUCCCAGCCAGAAGGCCUGCUGUCCGGCUGUGCAAUUUAGGGCCUUAAUUACUUUUUUUUUGAUUGGAGACAAAGUCUCCCAUUCAUUUUGUUUCUUAACCCAAAACAUGAUCAUGCCAAACACAACAGCACACAGGUUUGAAACAGAAUGAGGGUGGGCAGGGUUUUUAACCUAUGAACUAAAAGUGAGGGGAUACAUUGAGUGAUGACGUUUUUCUGAGACUAGCAAUAAGUAGUGUGGAGGAUUGCUGCUGUUUGUGUGUGCGUGUGUGUGCAGAGAACUUAAAUCUUUGGAUAUUUUCUGUAAAACAUGGAAUUACUGCAAACAUGUCGACUUUUGGUCAUACAAUUCAAAACAUUUUCACUCCUCACCAUCAGCACAGACUUCAGAGCAGUUAUUCUGCUGAUAUUAGCUAUGUGGAUUAUCCUUAUGAUCUUUAUUUACCUAAAACACGGACUGUUAUAGAGUCUUGAUGUUUUUUUAUUAAACAGACUGAUUGGAUUUGUUCUGGACUCGUCGGCACUAACAUAAUCUUUACUCCAAUAUUCUACAGUAGUGAAUCAUUUUAAGUCAAGGUUUGUACACUAAAAAUAUAUACAGUUGUGUGGUAAUUUUUUUAUUUACGUGUUUAUUGUUUUAUAUGGUUUCUGUUUUUUUUUAUAUAUUUGUAUGUUGUGUUCAAUGUAUAACUACCCAUCCAUGGUGCAUUUAGUAGGUAACAUUGCUAUAAAAACCAAAGUCUUUUUGUGUCCUGGGGGAAACUUGAUAGAUGAUGUAAUUUUUGAACAGCAGACAAUCAUUUACAACUUUGGGUUAUGUGAUAUUCCUCAUUUUGACAACAAUGUUUUUUGUGUCACCUCAUUCACUUUCUGGUUAUUUUAUCGCUUCAUCAUCAUGGAAGUUCAAUUCCAAACAUUACUGUGUGGAGCCAUAUGACUGUCUUUAAGACUUUUGUUAGUAUUGCAAAUGUUUUUUUAUAUAUACUUUUAAAAAAUAUACACUUUUCAUUUCAGCUUCCUCUCAGAUUGACCUAAAAUGCUAUGUUUUUUUUUAAUGUAGCCUACUACUAUUUCUGUUUUGUUUGCUUCCCUUUAAAAUUUGAUUUACACCGGAUGCGACCGACUUGACACUACACACAGCUUGUUCUAAUGGGAUUGCCGCGCCACAUCCAGUGUGGAAAAUUUAAAAAUUAUAAUGUGUUCUUUUGUCGCGCCGUGUCUGGUGUAGACCCUGUUAGAAUUUUCUAGCACGGUGUCUACACCAGACGCGUCAGGCGCGAUGCGACAUGACAACCUGCUUGUUCUUAAUGGGUUUGUCGCGUCGUGCCGCGCCUCAUCCAGUGUGGACAAAAUUAUUAUCUAUUAUCUAAUGUAUUUUGUCUUGUCGCAUCGCGCCGGUCGCGUCCGGUGUAGACACGGUGUAAGAAGCACCUUUGUUUAUGUUGAAUGAUGUUCACUGUAUGUGUAUCUGUAAUCAUAACAGUUUCAUUUGUAACAUUGUUUUACCUUUUGAUGUGUUAUUAAGCCGAAUUAACUUUAUUGUAUUAGAUUGUCUUAAGGUUUUUGCUAAUGUCAUGGUUUUGAUUUUAAUGUGAUUUGCUAUGAAUCUGUUAAAUAAUCAUAGUGAUAUAACACUACUGGAACACUAUUUAUCAUUAAUCCUCACAGCAUUAAAUAUACACUGUUUUAACAUGAUGUGAAUGGGAAAUCAAGCUAUACUGUAUCUCUCUUGUCUUUAUACAAUGUUUAAAAUAAAUAUUCCAGUCAUACUAGACGGAAAAUAUUGUUUCACAAACAUUAAGGAAUAUUAAUGAGUGGUCGUGAAAGCUGCUUAGCUGUUAUCCAAUUGUAUUGUGUUUCUUAAUCUAUUUUUUAGCUUUUAUGUGUUGGGUAAAAAGCUCAAAUCAUUUUAGCUGAAGUUUCUCAGUCAUACUCUGUAUCACAUAUACACACAUAGUGCCAAUAGGUAAACUGACUGAUUUCAACGAGGUACUGUAUUGCAUUACCAUGUAAGGGUAUCAUUCAAAUAAACAACAGGCA
Messenger RNA from Triplophysa rosa, 2778 nucleotides. It is a transcript of the gene macir, whose product is annotated as macrophage immunometabolism regulator. Lineage: Eukaryota; Metazoa; Chordata; Actinopteri; Cypriniformes; Nemacheilidae. The record is from RefSeq and is a predicted model, not a curated record. The transcript is spliced from 2 exons. Gene Ontology annotation, biological process: negative regulation of cytokine production involved in inflammatory response; negative regulation of fibroblast migration. The coding region runs from base 69 to 716 and encodes 215 amino acids.